Molecule: messenger RNA, 2024 nt
Organism: Zootoca vivipara (common lizard)
Lineage: Eukaryota; Metazoa; Chordata; Lepidosauria; Squamata; Lacertidae
Source: RefSeq, a predicted model, not a curated record
GCAGGAGGCCAAAGGCAGCGCCAUCACUUCCUGUUUCCAUUCGAACACAGGCAAGGGCUGCUCUGCGAACGUAGCUCUAGAGACGCGCGCGUUCAACAAGGAGCCCGAAGUGUCUGUAGGUCGGAAGUUUCCAGGCGGCCAAAAGGACCCCUUGAAACGUGGGAGGUUUUCCGACGGGGAGGAGGGGUGUUGGUUGACUAACCCCUCCCCCCACUCCCAUACUCCGCUUUAUAUUGCGGGGGAACAGCGAGCAACCGGAACAGCGAGCAAGGGAGGCGGAGGACCAGAGAGGACAAAGAGGAGAGGCUCUGAUCUGAAAGUCUGAGCUCAACUCCUCCCUUGAAACAGAAAAAUACAGAGACUUUGUCCUGGACCAAUUGAGAGAUUCCCGAAAUUGAAACCUGCUUUCCUUCUGCACCUCCAGCAAUUCCCAUGCAAUGCAAGGCUGAGAAAGGGAGGUCCAGAUCCAAGAACAUUUUCCUUCCAGCCGUCCCCAAGCACCAACCCUUACCAGACAGACCCAUACCACAGCCCCUGGAAAAGACUCAGACCUGGGUCUUCCAAGAUGGUUACCAAGGACCUCCUGAGGUGAAAGGGACUGUGCAGGCGAUUAAUAAACAUCUAGAGGUCAAAGGGGUUAAAAUGUAGCCCAGGAGAUGGAGGAUUAUCAUGCAAGGCAGAGGAUGAAAAAUGGCAUUCGGAAUGCUGAAGCUGAGAAAUAGAGGGAAGGUUGAUGGACAGAGAGCGCCUGCCUUCCCUGCGAGAAAUUAUUUUCCUUAAAAAGGCUAUUCUGCAGCAAACAGUUUUCUAAUAUCAUGCUGUUUUCAUAAGGAUUAUGAAAGGUGCAUGAUACAUUACUAUUAUUUAACAUUAAUCUCCUUUUCAUUUCCUAAACAUGUGGGACAUAGGGAGGAUGUGGGGGAUGUAUAAGAUGUUAAAAUAAGACAAUAUGCUAAUUGCACUUGAUUUGUGUCACAUUCCUUAAAACACCUACAGGAUUCUAUUUUCCUGCCACUCUAAAGCAGGUGAUGGAGAAGAAAGUCAGAAUUCUGACUGCAGAUCAACAAACUCACACAGGGAAGAAACCAUUUAAAUGCAUGGAGUGUGGAAAGCAGUUCACUUAUAGUGGAAAUCUUAGAAAACAUAAACGAAUUCACACAGGGGUUAAACCAUUUAAAUGUUUGGAGUGUGGAAAGAGCUUCAGUCAGAAUGGAAACCUAAGACAACACCAACGAACUCACACAGGGGAGAAACCCUUUAAAUGCGUGGAAUGUGGAAAGAGCUUCGGUGAAAGUGGGACACUUAGAAAACAUCAACAGAUUCACACAGGGGAGAAACCAUUUAAAUGUAUGGAGUGCGGGAAGAGCUUCAUUGAAAGUGGGACACUUAGAAAACACCAGCGGACUCACACAGGGGAGAAACCAUUUAAAUGUAUGGAGUGUGGAAAGAGCUUCAGUCAGAAGGGAAACCUUAGAGAACAUCAACGAACUCACACCGGGGAUAAACCAUUUAAAUGCAUAGAGUGUGGGAAAAGCUUCACGUUUAGUUCAGCAUUCAGACAACACCAACGGACUCACACAAGGGAAAAACCAUUGAAAUGUGGAAAGAUCUUCCCUGAUACUGGAAAUCUUAGAGAACAUCAACAAACUCACACAGGGGGGAAACCAUUUAAAUGUAUGGAAUGUGGAAAGGCCUUCAGUCAAAAAAGAAACCUUAGACAACAUAAACAAACUCACAUGGGAAAGAAACCACACAGGGAUAAAACCCUUUAAAUACAGAGUGUGGACAAAUCUUCGCUGUUGGUGGAACACUGUGAAUAUAUCAAUGGACUCACAGAGGGGGGAAACCAUUCAAAUGUAUGGAAUGCAGAAAGAGCUUCACUUAAAGUGGAUCACUUAGAAAACAUCAACAGACUCUCAGAGGCGAGAAAUCAUUUGUAUGUCUGGAGUGUAAAACAUAUGUUAAAUGUAUAGAAGUCUAUGUGAUGUUCUGGUAUUUGUAUAUAAACUGGUACAUAUUUGUCA